This is a messenger RNA of Sebastes umbrosus (honeycomb rockfish), 3126 nucleotides long. RefSeq names its product solute carrier family 2 member 12 (gene slc2a12). NCBI's taxonomy places the organism in Eukaryota, Metazoa, Chordata, Actinopteri, Perciformes, Sebastidae. The transcript is spliced from 7 exons. Gene Ontology annotation, cellular component: membrane. The record is from RefSeq and is a predicted model, not a curated record. Gene Ontology annotation, molecular function: transmembrane transporter activity. The coding region runs from base 277 to 1911 and encodes 544 amino acids. Gene Ontology annotation, biological process: transmembrane transport.
UUGCAAGUUUGACCUUUGGACUAUCAAUAGGUGUGUCUGCUCUGAUUAUGUUUCCAAAUUUGUCAAUAUCAUUCCGCUGGAUAUGGGCGGGGCUAAACAAGUGCUUUACCAAAACAAGUUGCGUGCCUGCACAGACACGAGAGAAAGACGAGUUGUGGAGCAGAGGAGAAGUCAUAAAGUCCGGAGAAGAAAGCGAAUGAACCGAUAAACACUGAAUAGAAGCUAAGAGCAGAGACACCGCUGGGGCGUCAGGCCUAUUGUUAGAGGUGGUUGAAGAUGGACCCCAACAGUGAGACCAAGAUGAUGACCUCUAACCUCUCUGAGACCCAGAAACUUAACCCAUCCAGAGAACCAGGCAGCAGCUGGCUGCUGGUGGUAGCGGCUGGAACAGCCUCUCUGAGCGGCCUGAUGCUGGGCUAUGAAUUGGGCCUGACCUCUGGAGUCCUGCUGCAGCUGCGGGGUCUCCUCUCCCUCUCCUGCCGGGAACAAGAACUGCUGGUCAGCUCCAUCCUGCUCGGCGCUCUCCUCGUCUGCCUGGCCGGAGGUCCUAUUCUGGAUCGCUACGGCCGCCGCUGCUCUCUGCUCCUGAGCGCCUCCGUGGUGGUCGUAGGGAGCGUCGUGCACAUCGCAGUCACCUCAUUUAUUGCAAUCACGCUGGGCCGGGUGAUAGUCGGCAUGGGAACGGCGCUGUCGGGGACGGCAGCCUGUCUGUACAUUGCGGAGAUCUCCCCGAGGGAGAGGAGGGGUCUGCUGGUGACGUUGUAUGAGUUGAUGUUGGUUGUGGGUGUAAUGCUGGGAUUCAGCUGUAGUUACGCCUUCGCUACCGUGCCCAAUGGCUGGGCGUUUACAUUUGGACUGGUAAUCCCCCCAGCGCUGCUGCAGAUCGGUGUACUCAUAUUCCUCCCACCCAGUCCACGCUUCCUGGUUACCCAGGGUAAAGUGGAGCGAGCCAGGAUAGUGCUGGCCAGAAUGAGAGGUGGGGUUCAGGUGCAUGUGGAAAAGGAGCUCAGGGACAUCCAGGCAGGACUUAAAGAGGAAUCAGAGCAUAGUUUCUGGGAGUUGUUUAGUACCAAGGCCAACUUGCGUUCACGGCUGCUAACAGGCGUGGCCUUAGUCUUCCUUCAGCAGGCUACAGGUCAGCCUAACAUCCUCUACUACGCUUCACCACUUCUACGCAGCGUAGGCUUCAACAGUGACGCCGCGGCAACUUUGGCCUCCACAGGGUUCGGAGUGGUGAAGGUAGUCGGCACCAUCCCGGCCGUGCUGCUGGUCGACCGCUUUGGAACCAAGAGCUUUUUGUGUGUGGGUUCUGUCGCGAUGGGAAUGUCGCUAAUUGCACUUGGCACAUUGACACUGCAGAGCCACACUAACCUCACCAGCCUGUGUAAAAGUCAAACUAUACUAAACCACACGCAAACGCCAUGGGAUUUAAACGGAACCUCUAUAGACUUGGACAACGGUAGCAUUUUUUCUACUGACCUCCCCAGCCAGUGGAGCAGUGAGGAGGCACAGCGGCCUAACAAAGAAGAUGAUGGGAUUGGGGAGUCAGGAGGAGGAAGGACUUCUGGAGAAGUGUCUUCCGUACUGAAGUGGGCGUCACUGAUCAGCUUGCUGGUGUAUGUGGCAGCCUUCUCCAUUAGCCUCGGACCAAUGGUGUAUGUGGUUCUCAGUGAGAUCUUUCCAAUGGGAGUCAGAGGCAGGGCGGUGUCUGUGGUGUCGGCUGUAAACUGGGCCACUAACCUGCUCAUCUCCAUGACCUUCCUCACAAUUACAGAAAAGAUUGGCCUUCCCAAUGUGAUGUUCCUCUACGCUGCCAUGUGCUUUGUUCUCCUGGUGUUCGUCAUCCUCUGUGUCCCAGAGACCAAAGGUCGCACGCUGGAGGAGAUAUCCAAAGAACUGGCUAAGAAGUGAAUGGCAGCUUCCGCAUGACUUUAAUGUUAUCGAUACCACAACUGCACACCUCACCUGAAGGAGAGUCGAUAGUAAAAGGAUCAAGAAGGACGAUAUAGUAUCACUGUUAAGACUCUGGGGUACAACUCGUAUAUCUCACCCACAUCUGUUCCAGCUGAUUCCUAUCAUUAUGUCUCUGUCUUUAAAGUUCCUUCUUGCUACAUGCUGUGUGUAUGUAAAGGAACAAAUCAAUAGGACAGGGAUGGUGGAAAAUGACAUAUGCAGUAAAGAAUUCAAUAAUUGAGAAGUAUUUGUGAAUUUGCUCAAAUGAGGAUAUCUCAGGGUUCACUCUUGCUUUUUAAAACGCAGCAAAAAAGGUAAACAAUGGGGAUUGAAUGUCGUUAUAUUUAUUUAGUUCCCUUCUUUCUUUACCUCCCUAUCUACGAAUACAGCUACAAUAAUUCAGGAAGGGGUAUUUUUUUUUUUUUUUGAUCUCAACUACGCACCUGUAAUGUUUUGUUACUGAAUCUUACAAAGUUACAACGCUACUGCAUUGCCAAAAUCUGUCCCCAGACAGAAUUGUGCACCUGAUGUAGUUCCUGCUACAGUAGGUGUUUCCAGGUCCACAUUUUGCUAUGACACACACACACGCAGACUCACGACGUGAAAACAAUACCGGCGUCGCUGUUGCGGCUGGUAAAGAUUGGCUUUUUGGACUAUCAUGGACAAAUCAAUGUACUAAAAAAUAAGACGCUAAUCACUUCAAAUGUCUGUGUAUGUAACAUUCUUUGAUUUGCAAACUACUUACUUUAACAUGACCAUUAUAUGCUGCUCCCUGUCAUAUGGGAUGUAAUAACAUAUACACCAACAGGGCUCAAACCAGUCAUACCAGUUAUGCUAAAGAACACACUGUAAUCUACAUUAAGUAGGGUGAGCCUGGUGUCUCUCUGGUGUCUGAUGAUGAAUCAACACGCUCAGUUUCGAUGUAAGCUAUGCCUGGCUGCUGAAUCCUCAACAAGAAAUAUUAAACUCAUCAGGUGUCGUAGUGAUAUUGAGUAGAUAGUAUAACUAGUACUGUAGUGUACGAAGAGUGAAAAGUGCUGAGUGUUUUUUUUUACUUGCGUCUGUAAUGCCAAAAUUAUAGUUAGGUGAUUAACAAGUGGGAUGUUUUACUGUGAGAAUGAAUGACUUGUGUGGACUUGUUAACAAUUAAAAUUGCACAUUUUUUAAUCUGUA